This is a messenger RNA of Theileria equi strain WA, 1481 nucleotides long. RefSeq names its product coatomer delta subunit, putative. The transcript has 8 exons. Gene Ontology annotation, biological process: Golgi localization; endoplasmic reticulum to Golgi vesicle-mediated transport; retrograde vesicle-mediated transport, Golgi to endoplasmic reticulum. The record is from RefSeq and is a predicted model, not a curated record. Gene Ontology annotation, cellular component: COPI vesicle coat; cytosol. Bases 43 to 1458 code for a protein of 471 amino acids. NCBI's taxonomy places the organism in Eukaryota, Apicomplexa, Aconoidasida, Piroplasmida, Theileriidae.
GCACAUUAAAUAGGGGCGCCAAUUUACUUUACAAAUUUCGAAAUGGGUAUAUUGAGCACCGGAUUGGCCUCUGAUAUGAGGGUUUUGCUAUCUCGUCAGCAUGUUCAGAUAUCAAAGGCGCAGAUUGAAUCCAGUUUCUCAAACUUUCUCAGAUUAAUCGAAAAGAAGGAUGGAGACCAUACAUUUGUCGAAACUGAUAAAAAUCGUUUUCUAUAUCAAUCGGUCGACGAUUUUUACGUUUUCAUUAUGACAACUCUGGACUCUAACGUUAUUGAAGAUUUGAUAGUCGUAAAGACACUGGCAGAAGUUAUUCAGAAUUUGGUAAAGCCUACCAUGAACGAGGAGAACAUUGUAAAUAAUAUAUUUGAUAUUCUGUUUUAUAUGGAUGAGUUGGUCAGCAAUGGGAAAAGAGAACGCUUGACCUAUGACCAGAUCAAGCUGUAUAUAGACAUGGAUUCUCAUGAAGAAAAGAUGCACAAUAUGAUCCAAGACAACAAGGUCAAGGAGGAAAAGGAACGCCGCAAAGAAAUAGCUGCCAAAUUGGAAAAGAGAAAGCAGCUAGACCAUCUUUUUUUGGAUGCACAAGUUCAGCCAGUGUAUUCUCAGCCAGCUGCACAUGUUUCUCCACAACUGGUUCAUUCUCAAUCCCCCGUACACACUAGCUUGUACGAACAACCAAAGAUAAAUCUAAGGGCUAACCGCGGAAUUUCUUCACUUAAUACAUUAAGAAGUAAAGAAAAGGAAAUUACAAAGAUACUUGACGCUGAGGCUCCUGUAGUUGUCCAAGUUUUAGAAACCUGUAAUGGAAACUUGCACCUUGAUGGAGAUGUUGACGUUUUGAACAUGCAAGGAGAAAUCGUAGUAACGGUCUUUGAAGAAAUUGCAAAGUCCGCAGCUCUGGAGAUGUCUGACAAUCCAGAAAUAAAGUUCCGUUACCAUCCUACGGUUGAUAAAAAAUUGAUUUCAAAAUCCAAAAUUGAAAUGCAAAAUGAGUUAAAUCUUGGACAAUCUUUGUCUAUAGUAAAGUGGAGGUACAAACCAUCUAAUGAGGCAUUUCCUCUUGCUGUUAGUUGUUGGCCGAAUACCAAUGCAGGGGAAACUGUUGUUACAAUUGAGAUAAACAACAUCUCAGAAAUUCAUUUUCAAAGCAUAUCCUUUCAAAUACUAAAUUCAAGAUUCGACGAUGUAACUGUAAAUUAUAACGAUGGCGGUGAAGUAAAUAGGAAUGCGGAUUCUGUGAACUGGGUAAUUAGCAAUUUUGAGCCAAACCAGAUUAGCAAAUUUGAGUUUGUUACAGGAGGGGAUCUUAACAACAUCCUUCCCUUUACUUUGUUCGCACAAACUCCACAAUCGACGUCAAACAUAAAGAUAACAAAAUGUUACAAUAAAAGUGGUGGAGAGGACCUUGUACACGUUGUAAAGUCCCAGACUUCAUUCUCACUAACUAUUGGAGAGUAGUUUAUGAAUUUAAUAAUCAGAGG